Messenger RNA from Eremomyces bilateralis CBS 781.70, 3714 nucleotides. Its product is annotated as pre-mRNA-splicing factor ATP-dependent RNA helicase PRP43. The transcript has a single exon. Gene Ontology annotation, molecular function: RNA binding; ATP binding. The coding region runs from base 8 to 3592 and encodes 1194 amino acids. The record is from RefSeq and is a predicted model, not a curated record. NCBI's taxonomy places the organism in Eukaryota, Fungi, Ascomycota, Dothideomycetes, Eremomycetales, Eremomycetaceae. Gene Ontology annotation, biological process: maturation of SSU-rRNA from tricistronic rRNA transcript (SSU-rRNA, 5.8S rRNA, LSU-rRNA). Gene Ontology annotation, cellular component: intracellular anatomical structure; nucleolus.
CACAGCCAUGCCGAAACCGACUCGUGAACGCAAGCACAAAAGACUGGCAAAACUAAAAGACACUAAUAAUCUUUCCGAGUCCAACGACAGCAAUGCCGUUGAGAUCAUUCCGAAGAGCAAAGCAGAGCGGGAGGCGGACAAAGCACGAAUCCGAGCCGGCCUGAAUGUUCAGCAGCAGGGGAAAAUCAGCGGCAAAAAGAAGAAGCGGUUGGAGAAGUAUGUGGAAACGAAAUUGAAGAGGGAUGAAGUGCGAGAUCUCAUCGGGAAAUUGGAGACUCUGCACCGGGAGAGGGAUGAGGUUCUUGACGGCAAGGAGCUCUGGAAGACAGGAGAUCUUGGCAGAUCGACUGCUGCAAACGCUGCUGAAUGGAAAUCCAGAGAGUGGAAUCCAGAAAGUGGAUCGGAUGAAGAGGAGGAUUCGGAAUUUGAUGAAGAGGAUGGUGCCAGAAAACCUGCUAAGCAAGCUCCUGCUCCCCUUAAGGCCGUGUCUGGUUUCGGUGGUGGACUGAAACGGGCACUAGAGGUUGAUGACGGAGGGCAGCCGGUUAUCAAGAAGAGAAAGCGGAGGAAGAGGUCGCCCGUUCGUCGAGAACUCGAAGAAGAGGAAGGGUCAGAGUGGGAGGGUUUUGGCUCUGGUGAUGAUGCACCAUCCGCUGAUGUGACGACCGGCCACGAUGAAAUCUCUGUCCUUAAAGAGGGCAUGAAUGCUGCGGACCAAUCUCAAGACGACUCGGAAUCCGCAUUUUCCGUUUCAGAAGACAGCGAUUCCUCAGAUGGGCCUGCUGUAUAUGCCGGGUCAAAGAAAGAGAAGAGCGCAAGAUCAUCAGCAUUUCUAUCUUGGGCAACGCAACAACGGAACCAAGCACUUGGAUUUACGCCAACUGCCGUUGAUCCUAACGAUGCCUGUUUACCAGUUGAGCACGUCCCGAAACCGGCAAACUUCCAGCCACGGCCACUGGAACAGGAGCCACUUCCCGCAGAUAUGAAUACGGCGACUAUAGCCGGAGGCUCAAGGAAAGCGUACGCGGUGCCAGUAUCUCGAACUCCGGAGAUACAAGCUACUCGGAUUGAGCUUCCCGUCGUUGCUGAGGAGCAGAAGAUCAUGGAAGCAGUACAUAAUCACGAUGUCACUAUUGUCUGGGGCUCGACGGGUAGCGGGAAGACCACCCAGGUUCCACAAUUCUUGUUUGAAGCUGGAUAUGGAGAUCCAAAGGGACCAUCCCCGGGAAUUAUUGGCGUCACUCAACCGAGGCGUGUCGCUACCGUGAGCAUGGCGAAGCGAGUUGGCGAAGAGAUGGGUGAUAUGAAGCAUCGAGUUGGAUAUAAGAUUCGAUUCGACGGGACUGUGACUGCGAACACGGCGAUCAAGUUCAUGACCGAUGGUGUGCUACUUCGAGAAGUCUCUCAGGACUUUUCGCUGGCCAAGUAUUCCGCGAUCAUCAUUGACGAAGCACACGAGAGAGGAGUCAAUACGGAUAUCCUCAUUGGGAUGCUUAGCCGAAUUGUGAACCUGCGGAAAGAUAUGGCAAAGACGGAUGAGUCUGUUAAACCCCUAAAGCUCAUUAUCAUGUCCGCUACGCUUCGAACUGCGGACUUCGCUGCGAAUAGCAGACUAUUCAGAGAGACAUUGCCUCCUGUCGUCAAGGCUGAGGGCCGCCAGCAUCCAGUAUCGGUACAUUUCUCAAGGAAGACUAAGGUUGGUUAUGUGGAAGAAGUAUUCAAGAAGGUCAAACGAGGGCAUGAGAAGCUUCCCCCGGGAGGAAUGCUGGUCUUCUUGACGGGACAGGAUGAGAUUUGGUCGGUUGCAAAACAGCUGAAACAAGCCUUUCCUUCCACUAGUGCACAAGGAAGCGGAGCUAAGGUUGCCGUCUCUGCUGAAGAGACGCCGCCUGAGGAUGAAGACAUCGCGUUGAACACCGAGCAGUCUAAUCAGUGGGAUGCUGAAUCGGACUCGGAUGAAGAGAUCACUGGUCUAGACGAAGACGAGGUGGAGGAUGAAUUCGACAUCGGAGAAGAGAAGGAGUUUGAGAAGCUAUCCAAGGUUCAUGUCCUCCCGCUGUAUUCUCAGCUCCCCACGAAGCAACAACUUCGAGUCUUCGACUCUCCUCCUCCCGGCUCUCGACUCAUCAUUCUGGCAACGAAUGUCGCCGAAACUUCCAUCACCAUUCCCGGCAUCCGCUAUGUUUUCGAUACUGGUCGCGCUAAAUCCAAAAAGUACGACCGCGAGACGGGCAUCCAAACCUUUGAGGUUGGGUGGAUAUCCAAGGCAAGUGCAGCCCAACGAGCUGGACGAGCUGGACGGACGGGGCCUGGCCACUGCUAUCGACUCUUCUCGUCUGCGAUAUACGAAGCCGACUUCAAGGAGUUCCAGGAUCCCGAAAUCAUCGAUGCGCCAUUGGAAGGAGUGGUGCUACAACUUCGAAGCUUAGGGCUGAAGAGCAUCGUGGACUUCCCAUUCCCAUCUCCCCCAGACGUGAAAAGUUUGUUGAAGGCAGAAAGGCUGCUUUCAUAUCUGGGGGCUCUUUCCACCGACGGAGCUGUGACCGUUACUGGAAGGGCGUUGUCCGCUUUUCCGUUAAGUCCACGACUAGGCCGAAUGUUGUAUCUUGGCAAGAACCACAAAAUUGUGGCACUGUCCAUUGCACUUGUGGCAGCACUAGCCGUGCCCGAGCUCUUUAUACCACAGAGCCAGCUCAAUCUAGGGGACGAGGAACAUGAGUUUGAUGAGGAAGACGAUGAUAGGAUUGAUGAGCUACGUAAAUCCUACAACGCUUCUCACGCGACACUUUCUCGUUGGGAUCGCACCAGCGACGCCAUCAAACUUCUGACAGCCUUGUGUGCCUCCGCUCACGCCACCGACACCGAAGCAUGGGCAACAUCCAUGUUCCUUCGACCUAAAGCGCUUAAAGAAGCCAGUAUGCUACGAGAGCAACUGACUUCCAUCAUGCGCACUCAAUCACCUGGCGCAAUCGGCAGCUAUGCCCCCCGUAUCCCGCAACCUACCGACAAGGAGAUUAAAAUGCUCCGCCAGAUUGUUGCAGCCGGGUACAUUGAUCAGGUCGCUCAGCGUGGUGAUCUGAGUCCUCAUCCACCCGAGCUGCAUCGCCGACCGAAACGCGCAAUCGACGUGCCGUACGUGACCCUCCUCCACUCUACUGACUCCUCCGCUGGUUCCUCCAACGGCGCCGAUGCAAAUGACAGUUCCAAGUACGUGUAUCUACACCCGUCGUCCGUUCUCGCACGAACGGCAGCGAAGAACCUCCCGCAGUACAUUAUCUACUCCCGGCUCCAGCGGUCCGCAUCCUCAGUGCCUGGAAAGAUACCAAAAGUACGGAUGCACCCGCUCACACCGGUGAGUGGAGUGCAGUUGACUGCAUUGGCUGAUGGCACACCGCUGCUGGAGUAUGGGAAGCCGAUCGGGAAUAUUGUGGGAUUGCCUGCGGAGGGAGGCAAGGAAAGGAGAGAGUGCUGGGUUGUGCCGAGUUUGAAAGGAGAGACUGGGGGAAAUGAGUGGCCGUUGCCGGCAAGAAGAGUAGUACAGAGGAGAGAGGCCGGGGUAGGCUGGGUGAUUGAGAAGGUGGUGAUAGGUUAAGCAGUACUCACUCUACAGAUUAUACUCUUGUUGGGUAUAUCUCCGCAAAGAUGAAUUAUUAUCUUUCUGACUCAUACCUCUUACAGGUGAUGAAUAAUUAAUUGGUUUGCUGAAGACUGAAU